UCAGCCGCCGCCAUGUUGGCGGGCGGGAGGGCGGCGGGUGUCAGAGGCAGUCCUCGCAGGCCGGCGCCUCAGCCUCGGCCGCCGGAGCCGCAGCAGGUCAGGAUUUCCAGUUUCCUCUGUACCUUGCACGAGGGGAGGAAAUGUCUUUAGCAGAACUCACUCCAAGUUGGCCGUGUGUACAGUGUCUUCAUAUACCAGGGACUUGCAAAGAGGGAAGAACGGUGACCGUUCCCUGAGGGUUUUAUUUGUGGUUUGUGGUGGGUUUUUUUUGGCUUGGACUCUGCUUUGGUGUAGAAGGAGAGAAACAUGACAACUUCAUCCAUCCGGCGGCAGAUGAAAAACAUUGUGAACAAUUACUCCGAGGCCGAAAUAAAAGUCCGGGAAGCGACUUCCAAUGACCCCUGGGGCCCUUCCAGCUCCUUGAUGACCGAAAUCGCCGACCUGACGUACAACGUGGUGGCCUUCUCCGAAAUCAUGAGCAUGAUUUGGAAGCGCCUCAAUGACCACGGCAAGAACUGGAGGCACGUGUACAAGGCCUUAACCCUGUUGGAUUACCUGAUUAAGACUGGGUCGGAGCGGGUGGCCCAGCAGUGCAAAGAGAAUAUCUUUGCCAUCCAGACGCUGAAGGAUUUCCAGUACAUCGACAGGGACGGCAAGGACCAGGGCAUCAAUGUGCGGGAGAAGUCCAAGCAGCUGGUCUCCCUCCUGAAGGAUGAUGAGCGGCUCAAGACGGAGAGGGCCCAAGCCCUGAAAACCAAAGAGCGGAUGGCCCAGGUGGCCACUGGGCUUGGGAAUAACCAGAUCACCUUUGGCCGAGGCUCCAGCCAGCCUAACCUGUCCACCAGCUACUCGGAGCAAGAAUACGGCAAAUCUGGAGGGUCGCCGGCUUCUUAUCACGGGUCCACCUCGCCUCGAGUGUCUUCCGAACUGGAGCAGGCGCGGCCGCAGACGAGCGGGGAGGAAGAACUCCAGUUGCAGCUUGCCCUGGCUAUGAGCAGAGAGGUUGCGGAGCAGGAGGAACGCCUUCGACGUGGCGAUGAUCUGAGAUUGCAGAUGGCUUUGGAGGAGAGUCGCAGAGAUACAGUGAAAAUUCCCAAAAAGAAAGAGCAGCACACGACUCUGUUGGAUCUGAUGGACGCCCUGCCCUCCUCGGCCCCGGCUCCCCAGAAAACAGAACCGUGGGGCCCUCCGGCGGCAGCCAACAAAACCGACCCCUGGGGGGGCCGUGCAGCGGGCAGUACAGCGGGCAGUACCACCUCAGACCCUUGGCAAUCGUUCGGUGCCAAGCCAGCCGCCUCCGUUGACCCCUGGGGAUCUCCUGCAGCCUUGCCUCCCCCCCAGCCCCUCUCGAAGAAUGUAGACCCCUGGCAUUCCUCACAGCCACCUUCUGUGGCGGCCAAAGCCCCCGCUGACCCGUGGGGGCCCACCUCUGUGAACAAGCCCAUUUCCACUUCUGGAAGCAAAUCCUUUGACCUCUUCAGCAAUCUGAACGGGACGGUUAAAGACGACUUUUCCGACUUUGACAGACUUCGGACGUCUAAAAAGCAAGCUGAUUCAGUUUCCAGCUUGUCGGCCCAGAACAGCGGUACAACCAGCCCCGAUCUCUUUGAGUCCCAGCCUUCAAAUUCGGCGCUGGAUAAACAGAACACCGCACGGAAAACCCCGGAGUCUUUCUUGGGCCCCAACGCUGCCUUGGUCAACCUGGAUUCGUUGAUAUCAAAGCCGACACAACCUGCCCCUUCACUGAAUCCGUUCUUGGCGGCAGGGGCCGCUGCUGCGCCUGCCGCUCCUGCUCCAAUCAACCCUUUCCAAGUGAAUCAGCCCCAGCCGCUCACCCUCAAUCAGAUGCGGUCGAGCCCCGUCAUGGGCACCAGUCCGUCCUUCCACGCCGUGCCGGCGGUGGGCGUGGAGCCCGUACCUCUCCCAGCCGUGGCGCCCAUGGCGGUGGGGAUGGCGCCCGUGCCCACCAUGGGCACAACGGUGUCCCUCGCCAGGAUGGGCCCGGGAAUGGGCGUGAGCAUCAUAGGGCCUCUGGCAGCGCCUCUCCACAGUACUGGAAUCCCCCCCUCCGCCUCACAGCCUGCAAACAUGACUAACCCUUUCCUCCUAUAAGAGCUCCGGCACCGGGAAUAUGACUCUGCUUACGGGGUUUGCGGAACUGAGCUGGAAAUGCCCUAGGCUCCUUUGGACCGAGCCAGAACACGCAAGAGACUUUUUCGGUUUACGGUUAGGUUCUUGGAAGAGUUCUCUCUCUCUCUCUCUCUCUCUCUCUCUCUCUCUCUCUCUCUCUCCCCGCCCCCCCCACCUAUUUAAUCUCAACUUUCCCCUGCAGAUGGUGGUGCUUAACUUUUGGCUUGUGGGAGAGUUUGCGUAAAAUGCCCGGAGCUCCUGUCGCCAAAGUUUUAGAUUCCUUCUCUCUCUCCUCCCAGAUCAUAGGAAGAACCUUGCCCUGUUUUAAACUCCCCCCCCGCCCCUUUUUGCUAUAUUUUGUAGACGAUGCCCUCAGCCCCGAAGCAGGCCGCGACCCAGGUCUGUAGGGGUCCCGCGUUCACAAAGAAUACAGACCUAAAGUGCUGGUGUGUCUGCAUUUGCACAGAACAUCCGUAGUGUUCUAGACUGUUGGGUCACCCAUCGUCCUUAUGAAAUCGUAGGAAAAAAGGAGGAUUUGCAGUGGACAGAAGUUAUUUAUAUAUAUAAUUUUUCCCCCUUGCACACUUUAAGAAGAAGAAGAAGAAG
Molecule: messenger RNA, 2736 nt
Organism: Gekko japonicus
Lineage: Eukaryota; Metazoa; Chordata; Lepidosauria; Squamata; Gekkonidae
Gene: EPN2
Product: epsin 2
Exons: 9
Coding region: 307-2112 (601 amino acids)
Biological process (GO): endocytosis
Cellular component (GO): clathrin vesicle coat; plasma membrane; endosome
Molecular function (GO): clathrin binding; phospholipid binding
Source: RefSeq, a predicted model, not a curated record